Labeo rohita (rohu) is the source of this 1045-nucleotide messenger RNA. RefSeq names its product olfactory receptor 52E8-like. The record is from RefSeq and is a predicted model, not a curated record. The transcript has a single exon. NCBI's taxonomy places the organism in Eukaryota, Metazoa, Chordata, Actinopteri, Cypriniformes, Cyprinidae. Gene Ontology annotation, molecular function: olfactory receptor activity; G protein-coupled receptor activity. Bases 356 to 1045 code for a protein of 229 amino acids. Gene Ontology annotation, biological process: G protein-coupled receptor signaling pathway. Gene Ontology annotation, cellular component: membrane.
UAUUGCCAGUUUAACCUGCCUUACCGAGCGUUUACCAUUACUCUGUUGGAUUACCUGUUGCUGUCUCGCUUUGUUUCUGGAUUAUUGAGUUUACGGAUUACCCUUUGGAUUUGUUUGCCUGUAUGGACUGCUUACAAGGUUUGACGCAUUUCUGCCUCUGACUAUCGCUUUCUGGACUACCCCUGUUGCUACGUUCGUUAUAUUGGACUGAUUUCCCGGCAUCUGACCCACUGCCUCGAUUUACCUCUCUGCCGUUCGGAUUACGUUUGUGUUGUGUUGCUAUUGGAUUGCCUUUCCGGUUAUUGACCCUCUGCCUGUUUAUUUGUACACCUCUGCUGUUAAUAAACUUCCGCAUAUGGUUUCUACUUCCGCCUCAGCGUCCUCGUUACAGUGUGCAUUCCAGGCUUUUGUUGUUUAUACUUAUGUAAUGUGUGAAUAUUCUACAUUAGCAGUGAUGGCUUAUGACAGACAUGUGGCUAUAUGUCGACCUUUAGACUAUCACUCAAAGAUGAACAAAUUUUCAUGCAGCAUAUUACUUGGCUUAUGUUGGGUCGUACCAUUUCUUACUAUGUUCUUUGCAGUUUUCCUGUCAACUAGGUUGGUACCAUGUAGAAGUCAAAUUGAGAAAUUGUAUUGUGACAACUGGUCAAUAGUAAAACUCUCAUGUGAGUCAACUGUCAUCAAUAACAUUUAUGGAUUUAUUUUUAUUUCAUUGUAUUUUGCGCUUGUGCUUGUAAUUAUGAUGUCCUAUAUAAAACUUAUCAUGGCAUGUAAAGCAUCAUUAGAAUGCAGAAGGAAAUUUUGGCAGACAUGUGUGCCUCAUUUACUUUCAUUGAUAAAUCUGACUGUUGCAAUACUUUUUGAUACCAUCUAUAACAGAUAUGGAUCAAGUGAUUUCCCUGUAAUCUUGCGUAAUUUUUUGGCUUUAGAGAUGAUUGUAGUGCCACCUCUUUUUAAUCCUGUAAUCUAUGGCUUAAAACUAGCAGAAGUUCGCAAACGAAUCUUAAAUUUAUGCAUGAAUUGUACCAAAAAUAACAAAGUAUGA